Molecule: messenger RNA, 1554 nt
Organism: Onychostruthus taczanowskii (white-rumped snowfinch)
Lineage: Eukaryota; Metazoa; Chordata; Aves; Passeriformes; Passeridae
Product: keratin, type I cytoskeletal 14
Exons: 8
Coding region: 10-1401 (463 amino acids)
Cellular component (GO): keratin filament
Molecular function (GO): structural molecule activity
Source: RefSeq, a predicted model, not a curated record
GCCUCCAGCAUGAGCACCACAGUCAGGCAAUACUCCUCCUCCACGUCCCUCAAGGGCUUCGGCAGCCUGGGGGGAGGCUCCAGCAGGCUCUCCUCCGUGCGUGUCGGGGGAGGAGGGUACCGGGCCCCCAGCGUGCACGGGGGCUCCGGCAGCUACUCCGUCUCCUCGCGCGUGGUCUCGGGGCUCGGCAGCGGCUUCGGGGGCAGCUACUGCAGCAGCGCAGGAGGGGGCUUCGGGGGCAGCUAUGGGGCCGGCUUUGGGGCCGGCUUUGGAGGAGGUUUUGGAGGGUUUGGAGGCGGUGACGGCAUCCUGCCGGCGGGGGAGAAGGAGACCAUGCAGAACCUCAACGACCGCCUGGCCGCCUACCUGGACAAGGUGCGAGCCCUGGAGGAGGCCAACACGGACCUGGAGGUGAAGAUCAGGGAGUGGUACAAGAAGCAGGGACCUGGUCCCGAGCGUGACUACAGCCCCUACUACAGGACCAUCGAGGAGCUCAGGAACAAGAUUCUUUCUGCAACUGUUGAAAAUGCCAACAUCGUCCUGCAGAUCGACAAUGCCAGGCUGGCAGCAGACGACUUCCGAACCAAGUUUGAGUCGGAGCAGGCUCUGCGCAUGAGCGUGGAGGCCGACAUCAACGGCCUGCGCCGCGUCCUGGAUGAGCUGACCCUGUCCAGAGCCGACCUGGAGAUGCAGAUUGAGAACCUGAAGGAGGAGCUGGCUUAUCUGAAGAAGAACCACGAGGAGGAAAUGACUGCCCUGCGUGGGCAGGUGGGUGGGGAGAUCAGCGUGGAGAUGGACGCUGCUCCUGGCAUCGACCUGACCAAGAUCCUGGCGGAGAUGCGGGAGCAGUACGAGAGCCUGGCGGAGAAGAACCGCAGGGACGCCGAGCAGUGGUUCUUCAGCAAGACAGAAGAGCUGAACCGGGAGGUGGCCAUCAACACGGAGCAGCUGCAGAGCGGCAAGACGGAGAUCACGGAGCUGCGGCGCACGAUCCAGAGCCUGGAGAUCGACCUGCAGUCGCAGCUCAGCACGAAAGCGGCGCUGGAGGGCACCCUGGCCGACACCGAGGCGCGCUACGGCGCGCAGCUGGCCCAGCUGCAGAUGCUGAUCACGGGCGUGGAGGAGCAGCUGGCCGAGCUGCGCUGCGACAUGGAGCGCCAGAACCACGAGUACAGGGUCCUGCUGGACGUCAAGUGCCGCCUGGAGCAGGAGAUCGCCACGUACCGCCGGCUGCUGGAGGGAGAGGACGCCCACAUCUCCUCCCAGUACUCCUCGGCCAUGUCCUCACACUCUGGCAGAGAUGUCACCACAACGUCCCGCCAGGUGCGCACGAUCGUCGAGGAGGUGCAGGACGGGAAGGUGGUCUCCUCCCGGGAGCAGGUCGCCCUCACCACUCGCUAGGACAGCCCCUGGCUCGGGAGAGCAGCAGGCUAAGCCAAGAAGUGCCCGAGGCCAUGCGUGGUCGGGUUGCGUCCCUGAAUGCUCUCUUCACCUGCUCUUCUUCAUGUGUUGCUCUCAUUCCAUGCAGGUGUCUCUGGACACACUUAAUAAAGC